AUGGCAAACCGAGGAGAUGAAUACGAUCCCAAUAUAUGCUGUAUUGAUGAUCUCAAAAUUUUAGGUAGUGCGAUUCUUCCUCAGAUGUACAAAGAUUAUUACAAUGAGGGCGCCAUGGAUCUUGUAACCCUUCGAGACAACGAAGCAGCCUUUGAUCGAUACAAGCUUAGACCCAAAGUCCUAGUCGAUGUCGCCGAAAUUGAUACCAGCGCCGAGAUUUUCGGCACAAAGACGGCAUUCCCAUUGGGACUGAGCCCUACUGCAAUGCACAAGUUGGCUCAUCCAGAAGGAGAGGUCGCGACAUCACGGGCCGCAGCAGAAAAGGGAAUCGGGAUGAUCCUAUCAUCAUACUCGACCUGCUCGAUGGAGGAUGUCGCCGCCCAGGCAAGAGAUAACCCUUAUGCUGUUCAGAUGUGCAUAUUGCAAGACCGCUCAAUUACAAUCCAACUGCUUCGUCGAGCUGAAGCAUGCGGAUACAAGGCUUUGUUUUUAUCAGUCGACAAUGUCGUUCUUGGAAAGCGACUUAAUGAGUUUCGCAACAAAUUUACUUUGCCUGACAACAUGUCUUGGCCUAAUAUUCUGAGCCAUAGCACUGAUAAAUCCCCCGGAGCAAAUUUUGACCCGAGUACGAAUUGGGAAGAGACCAUCCCUUGGUUGAGGAAGCAUUCAAAAAUGCAAAUCUGGCUGAAAGGAGUAAAUCGACCCGACGAUGUAGAACUUGCGAUCAAGCAUGGUGUUGAUGGAAUAGUACUGUCAAAUCAUGGAGGGAGGCAACUCGACGGAGUUCCUGCAACACUGGACAUACUACGAGAAUGUGCCCCUGUGGCCAAUGGAAGAAUUCCACUCACUAUUGAUGGUGGUAUUCGACGUGGAUCUGACAUUUUCAAGGCCUUGGCAAUGGGAGCGAGCCAUUGCUUCAUUGGAAGGGCCGCAAUCUGGGGACUAGCGUACCAAGGUCAGACAGGCGUCGAGCUAGCUAUCAAAAUAUUGCUGCAAGAACUUCGUAUCACAAUGGCACUUGCUGGCUGUCGAUCUAUUAAGGACAUUGACCGUUCCUUUCUUUCCGUGUUGGAAUCGAAUGGCAAGUUGUCAAAAUUGUAA
Messenger RNA from Penicillium verhagenii, 1101 nucleotides. RefSeq names its product alpha-hydroxy acid oxidase. Lineage: Eukaryota; Fungi; Ascomycota; Eurotiomycetes; Eurotiales; Aspergillaceae. The transcript is spliced from 9 exons. Gene Ontology annotation, molecular function: FMN binding; oxidoreductase activity. The record is from RefSeq and is a predicted model, not a curated record. The coding region runs from base 1 to 1101 and encodes 366 amino acids.